Messenger RNA from Argentina anserina (silverweed cinquefoil), 2238 nucleotides. RefSeq names its product floral homeotic protein APETALA 2. The record is from RefSeq and is a predicted model, not a curated record. Lineage: Eukaryota; Viridiplantae; Streptophyta; Magnoliopsida; Rosales; Rosaceae. Gene Ontology annotation, molecular function: DNA binding; DNA-binding transcription factor activity. Gene Ontology annotation, biological process: regulation of DNA-templated transcription. The coding region runs from base 354 to 1958 and encodes 534 amino acids. The transcript is spliced from 10 exons.
GAGACAGAGGUAUUAAGAAAGGGUUUGGGAUGCUUCAGCUUAAGCUUUGCUGAAACUUGGCCUCGUCUAUGCUGUAUUGGGCAGUUACCCAUACAUCAAUAGAUCUUCGUAGCUUUGAUUUUCAGCUCCUCUCUCUCUCUCUCUUCUUUUGUUCCUCUCUUGUAGAAUGUUAGGGAUUCUCGGCUUUUGCUUAUUUUUCUCUUCUCCUGUUUGCUUGAUUGAUCGGACAGUUUGUUAGGACGAGGGAGUUCUUGGUUUGAUGUUCGUAAUCCGACUUCGUUUACUGAGAUUUUGUUGAGGUUUAGAGUGUUGAUCGAGUGUGAGAGAGUUAGUGAAUAGUGAAAACAAACAAGAUGUGGGAUCUUAAUGACUGCCCUGAUCAGAGACCAGUGGACGAUGAAUCGGGGUGCUCAUCUCAGAAGACCAACUCCGGCGACGACGAUAAGGGCAAGAGGGUGGGAUCCGUGUCCAACUCCAGCUCCUCCGCUGUGCUCAUCGAGGACGGAUCAGACGUCGACGAGGACGCCAACCCCAGCUGCAGGAAGCGCGGCAGCAAGAUAUUCGGGUUCUCUGUCACUGACGACAACGAUGACGACGACGGCGAUGAUCCUCAACCCAUCACCCGCCAGUUCUUUCCAGUCGACGACUCCUCCAAACCCAUGCCGCCCGGCGGAGCGGUGGCUGUUGCUUCGUCGUCUUCUUCUUUCCCGCGGGCCCACUGGGUCGGAGUCAAGUUCUGCCAGGAGGGGGACUCUGCCGGGCCUGUAAAACCGGCUGAGCCGUCGCCGCAGCAGCAGCAGCCGAUAAAGAAGAGCCGUCGUGGGCCCCGGUCGAGGAGCUCGCAGUACAGAGGGGUGACGUUUUACCGGAGGACCGGCCGUUGGGAAUCCCAUAUCUGGGAUUGCGGGAAGCAAGUUUAUCUUGGUGGAUUCGACACAGCACAUGCAGCUGCUCGAGCGUAUGAUAGAGCAGCGAUCAAGUUCAGGGGAGUAGAGGCUGACAUAAAUUUUAACAUUGAAGACUAUGAAGAAGACUUGAAACAGAUGAGCAAUUUAACAAAGGAGGAAUUUGUGCAUGUACUUCGCCGACAAAGUACCGGGUUCCCUAGAGGUAGCUCAAAAUAUAGAGGAGUGACGUUGCAUAAGUGUGGGAGAUGGGAGGCCAGAAUGGGCCAAUUUUUAGGGAAAAAGUACGUCUAUUUGGGAUUGUUUGAUACUGAGAUUGAUGCCGCAAGGGCCUAUGACAAAGCUGCAAUUAAGUGUAACGGGAAAGAAGCUGUCACUAACUUUGAUCCCAGCAUCUAUGAGAGUGAGCUGAAUUCAACUGAGCCUUCUGGUAACAAUGCCGCAGAACAUAAUCUGGAUUUGAGUUUGGGAAGCUCUAACCGGAAAAAGAACAACCCAGCAUUUGGGACAGCUCAGAAUCACACACCUCAAAUUGCUGCAAUGGAACAACAACAACAACAGCAGCAGUCUGCCUCCAUGCAAUUCGAAUCCAAUUGGAGGAACAAUCAGGGACUUCUUCGCCCCAAGCCUAGAGACGAUAAUGACAUCCGCAGAAGAGAUGGGUACUUGGAGCAUGAAGCCAUGCAGCUUCUGCUCCGCACAAACCUCCAAUCUCCAUCUCCUACUCAAAUGCAAAAGUAUGGGCAGUUUAAUCAGUUCCGAAGCCCUGCUGGAGAGACACCGGCACAAAUGCCUCCUCAUUUCCCGCAUGCUUUUAACCCACCAAAUUAUCAGAUUCAGUUUUCGAGCAGCAGCGAGGUCGGAGUUCGCAUUGGUAGUGAUCUCACCCUAUCAAUGAGUGAUCGGCAACAAUGGCAAUCUGGUCAUCCCUCCGAGUUAUUUGUAACUGCUGCAGCAUCAUCAGGAUUCCCACCGCAAAUUAGACCACCACCAUCACAAAAUGGCUGGCUGCAGAAAAAUAAUGGGUUCCACUCUCUCACUAGGCGCAGUUGAGCGAUUUGGCCGGACUUGGGAGACCACCCUCUAUAACAAUUUCUCUGCUUUUCUUACUACAAAAUCAUCAACAUUGUCCUAACUAGUGGAUCAAGCUAGUUAUGUACGUACUAUGUAAGCUAAAUUUUCCUCUCAAACGAUGUCGUUUGGUCUCACGUAUGUAGGAAGAGGGAAAGGAAGAGGCAAGGAAAAGUAAAGAAAUUCCAAUUUUCUGGGGAUUAUUGGUCAAACUAACCAAAACGGAAGAAGAUCUUGAACUAGAUAUUCUGAUUUCCAAGUA